This is a messenger RNA of Dentiscutata heterogama, 257 nucleotides long. NCBI's taxonomy places the organism in Eukaryota, Fungi, Glomeromycota, Glomeromycetes, Diversisporales, Gigasporaceae. The record is from the annotation of a GenBank genome assembly.
AUGGGAUGUUAUUCUUCCAAUUUAAGCGAAAAUAAUGAUUCUAUGGAUUCACAAAGCAUACAACCAGAAUUUAGAUAUAAUAGUGGCAGAAGAUAUCAUAACGCAGAAAAUGCUGUAUACCAUUUACCGAACGAUGAAUAUGAAACAGAUAGGUUACAUAUACAACAUUUCUUAGUAAGAUACAUGUGGCAAAGCAAUUUUUCUGCUCCUAUCGAUCAUAUUUUGUCUAAACCAGGUGCCAAAGUCCUAGAUGUCGG